AUGGUCUGUCGGUGCUAUCCUUAUAUCAAUUGGCUGCAAAAGCUCACAGUCUACGAGACGCCGACCUAUAUAUAUGUUGCGGCCUCUGACGAAGCUGAGACUCGCUUUCGAGUGCUCAAGAUCGCCCGCAUUCCCGUGCCCUUCACCGACAGUUUGGAUCCCACAGAAGCCACCUUGGCAGCAGAAACUCCGAUGGAUCGUUUAUGGCGUCUGGACAUUUUUGAGGAUCCGCACUGCUACACGCGGAGAGAACUGAACCUCCUGCUUGCAACGAUUCAGGCUGUCAAUAGGGUAGGUCGGUGCGCCAGUUUGGACAGUGAAUUGAUUCUCACUGGUAUUACGUGUGUUGUGAUGCUCUUGCCUCCGGUGCGAACAAUGGUUUAG
Messenger RNA from Dibothriocephalus latus, 384 nucleotides. Lineage: Eukaryota; Metazoa; Platyhelminthes; Cestoda; Diphyllobothriidea; Diphyllobothriidae. The record is from the annotation of a GenBank genome assembly.